AUGAGUUUGUUUUUUAUCAAGAGUCAAUUUAACGGUCGUGUUCUCGAUGUCGAAGAUGGUUCUACUGAGGACGAAGCCAACAUCAUUGUUUAUCAUCAAAAGUAUGAAGACAGUUUUAACCAAUUGUGGCGUUACGAAGAUGGUUACUUUAUCAAUGCAAAGAGCGCCAAGGUGUUGGACAUCAGUGGUGGUGAAAUGAACCCCGAGUCUCAAAUCAUCCAAUACUCUCAAAAGGACUAUGAAGAAGCUGCCAACCAAAGAUGGCAAAUUGAUGAAGAAGGCUACAUCUUCUGUAUGGCUCGUCCUGACUUGGUCUUGGAUAUCCAAGGUGGUGAAGAUGGUGACUGUGUUCCCGUUAUUUUGUACGAAAGACGUGAAGGUGAAGUUUCUGCUAACCAACGUUGGGUUUUGGAACCUUUUGAAGGUUAA
Gilbertella persicaria is the source of this 429-nucleotide messenger RNA. Its product is annotated as ricin B lectin domain-containing protein. The transcript has 2 exons. Lineage: Eukaryota; Fungi; Mucoromycota; Mucoromycetes; Mucorales; Choanephoraceae. The record is from RefSeq and is a predicted model, not a curated record. The coding region runs from base 1 to 429 and encodes 142 amino acids.